This is a messenger RNA of Hippocampus comes (tiger tail seahorse), 1339 nucleotides long. RefSeq names its product HOATZ cilia and flagella associated protein (gene hoatz). The record is from RefSeq and is a predicted model, not a curated record. Lineage: Eukaryota; Metazoa; Chordata; Actinopteri; Syngnathiformes; Syngnathidae. The coding region runs from base 434 to 883 and encodes 149 amino acids. Gene Ontology annotation, biological process: cilium assembly. The transcript has a single exon.
AAUUAAAAACCUGUUUCGGUGUUAUUGGCAUGAUUCACUUGAUCUUGUUGGUGUUUUUAAUGUGCUUUUGAAGAAAAAUAUUAUUUGAUAGAAUUCCGCCAGAACAGGUGAACCCGGAAGUGAUCCUGAUAGGGACGAGAGGCGACUUCGUCCUAUUCCGCGGUGUGUGUCGUUCCUAUGUCGACCAUUUGACACUACUUCGUCCCUUUUUACUGUUUUUACUUUUCCAAAUGCAACAUGUGUUUCUUCCUAGCAAGCUACGCCACAUGUACGGGCUAUUGGGCGCAUUUGAUUGACUUCCGUCUCAAUUUGUGAACUACUUUGCGACGUCAAAAAAGGCGGGCUCGUCUUCUUCCGCGUUCUUUAUCGCUGCUAUGACGACCAUUCCAAACGAUGCCCUGGGCGGCGAAGUUCCCAUCAAGUUACAACUGCCAUGUCGGCCCCACCGGAGCACAGCUACGACGUUUCCAACGAUGCCCUGACCGUGUUCAGCGGCUCCUCUCCGGAGGACGUGUCCCACGCCCGGCAGCUGUGGAACUCCUUGUGCAUGCCCACGCCGUUCGAGUCCCGACUGGUGUCGGCGGACAUCCCGCAAAGGUUGCCCGUGUCUCGGCCAGAGCGUAGCGGCCACUCGGAACCGCGCCGCAUCGAGCCGCCCAACCUGAACGCCGCGCAGCAGCGGGAGGAGGAGAGGAAGCGCUACCUGGCCAUGGCCGCCCAGAGAAAAGAGACGCUGGCCCUGCUUCGGCGCCAGAGGGAGCAGAGGAUCCAGAAGGAACUGCUCUCUGCGGCCUUCAAACCCAAAACCCCUCGAGACAAGGCGCCGAAAGACAACACGAACGAGCUGGAGAUGGAAAAGGAGAUGGUUAGUCAGCUGGACUGAACCGCGCAGGUCAGACGCCCUGAACGCAACGUACGACGCUUUCUACUUUAAUUAAUAACCUUGAUGCCAGGACGCACCAUACCACACUAAAGUCAACAAGAAUACAGUACAAUGAUUUCCUGAACGCACCACCAAAACUAUGUUUUUGGAAUAGGCCGAAGCACCAUAUGACAUACUUGGAGGCCCUGAACGCACCGCAUCGCACGAGUCAACAGUAUAGGCUAGGGAAAAAUACGUACUGGAAGACCUGAACGCACUAUUAAACACUUUCAAGUCUUUAAAGGAAACUAAAAAUUAGCUCAUUAUUACUCUAACAAGUCUUUAGUGAAUAUGAUUGAAGUUUUAAAGGAAUAAUACAAACCCUACGCACAACCUUUUGAUUGUCUGCUACCACUGAAUAUGAAAAUGAACCUUUAUACUUGAUUUUUGACAUCAAUAAAAAUUCAUGACUUAAUA